Messenger RNA from Anopheles maculipalpis, 565 nucleotides. It is a transcript of the gene COX5A, whose product is annotated as cytochrome c oxidase subunit 5A, mitochondrial. Gene Ontology annotation, cellular component: mitochondrial inner membrane. The transcript has a single exon. The coding region runs from base 11 to 469 and encodes 152 amino acids. Lineage: Eukaryota; Metazoa; Arthropoda; Insecta; Diptera; Culicidae. Gene Ontology annotation, biological process: mitochondrial electron transport, cytochrome c to oxygen. The record is from RefSeq and is a predicted model, not a curated record.
ACACAGCAAGAUGCUCCGUUUUGCGGCUGGCCGUGUGCUGGGUGGACUUCGCAGUGCCGCUGGGCUGAAGAGUGGUGGUGUAUCGUCGAUGGUCGCCGUACGUCACUCGCACAGCAACGAAACCGACGAAGAGUUCGAUAGCCGCUACGAGGCGUACUUUAACCGGCCGGAACUGGAUGGCUGGGAGGCGCGCAAGGCCAUGAACGAUCUGCUCGGCAUGGAUCUGGUGCCGGAGCCAAAAAUCAUUGUGUCCGCACUGAAGGCCUGUCGUCGGUUGAACGACUACGCACUGGCAAUCCGCUUUCUGGAGGGUGUGAAGGACAAGUGUGGUGACAAAACGAACGAAAUCUACCCGUAUCUGCUGCAGGAAAUUCGCCCAACCCUGACGGAACUCGGCAUUGACACGCCGGAAGAGCUGGGCUACGAUCAGCCAGAGCUGGCACUGAAAUCGGUGUACGACAUGCACUAAAUCUUAAUUGGUGUUUGUGCUUAGUGGUGUGGGCUUAGUCGUGGUCUUUUUUGUCAAUAUUAAAUAAAUACACAGCCAGCUGUUAUAUAAUCGGAA